Messenger RNA from Malaya genurostris, 1921 nucleotides. Its product is annotated as D-beta-hydroxybutyrate dehydrogenase, mitochondrial. Lineage: Eukaryota; Metazoa; Arthropoda; Insecta; Diptera; Culicidae. The record is from RefSeq and is a predicted model, not a curated record. Bases 464 to 1618 code for a protein of 384 amino acids. The transcript has 7 exons.
UUUUCCUCCCGCAGUGAGGAUCGCGGCGACGCGUACACAUAUGUGAACGAUUCUCGGGCAGUCCGAGCUGUGUCUGACGUUCGUGCUGAUGUUGGUGAGUUUUCUGCCGGUCGGCUAAUCGCGAACUGGAAGAAAGUGCGUCGCGCAAUCACAGAAAGUUGAUACCACUUUCAUCGCCGGUUGCACGUUUCGGGUUAGUUUUUCGCUUUGGGUAACAUCGGCGAUCGAUCGAUUGAUCUUGACCUUCGAUCGAGUGUACUCGAGUGCAGUGAGUGCGGUAGUGCAGGAAGCUGCGACAAAAAAUAUACGGCAGAACUUGUAGAGCAAACGAAGGCCGGCGAAGCAGCAAUUGAUUAUGAAAAUCAUCGCUGUGCGUUAAUUGGAGAAAGUCCUGAUAACAAAGUUUAGUGUCCGAAGGUGAUAAAACGCUUAAGUGAACAUUACAGGAGACAAUAAACAGGAUAUGACGCAGACUCCAGCAAAGCCCACCGUUCCGAUGCAGCCAGCAGUCCGACGGCGGAUGUCGCGCCACGGUUCGGUGCUGAUCGAAACCACACCGAGACAAAUUCCGUGGGACCUCAUCGACCGGCUGCUGCUGCCGAUCAUCGGUUGUCACGCGGCCGCCAUCAUCGUUUCCAACGUGCUGAGUUUUCUCGGUAUCUGCCAAUUGUCCUCGUUUCCGCUGUUCUUCUUCUUUUCCAUCCUGGUGGUCAGUGCGGCGAUUGGCUUUCACAGCCUUAAGGUGUCACCGUUAGGAAAAAGUGUCCUCGUUACCGGCUGUGAUUCCCUACUGGCUCGCACGCUGGCUAGGAAACUGGAUGACCUUGGUUUCACGGUGUUUGCUGCCUUCAAGAACCUCGAGGAUAACAUGGAUGCCGGUACACUGAAGGCCAUCUCGUCCGGGCGCUUGAAAACGAUUCAGCUGGAUCUCACUUCCGAAGUACAGAUGCUGGAGGCUUCGCUCUACAUCACCGAACACCUGCCGGAAGGAGCUGAGGGGCUGUGGGCGCUGGUACACUGCGACAUGUGGUGUGCCCUUGGCGAACUCGAAUGGAUUCCAUUUCCGGUUUUGCGAAAAUCGUUCGAUGUCAAUGUUUUAGGAGCUUCCCGUCUAACCCAGAUCAUGUUACCGCUGAUACGUCGGGCCGGUGGUCGUGUGGUUUUUCUAUCAUCGGCCAUCGCCCACAUUCCGUCACCGGUUCGUGGAAUCCAGUGUGCCACCCAGGCUGCCAUCGAGGGACUGGCGUCGUGUUUGCGCCACGAACUCAAGCAACGUAUCGUCGACGUAUCGAUCAUUUGUGCCAGCGAAUUCUCAUCCGGAAGUGCCUGGCUGGACGAUAAAAUAAUGAUGGACCAGGCUAAAUCCAUGUGGGAAAUGCUGAGUGAUGAGCAGAAAUCGGAGUACGGCGAGGACUAUUUCGAGCAGGCAAUUCGUUCCUUGGACAAAUUUACCAAUACGGAUGGCGAUUUUCACUCAACCGUUCGUGCAUUGACCGACUCUAUCAUUCGUUCGUUCCCACUGUUCCGUUACACACCGUUAUCACGUUACGAAAAGCUUCAAACCAUCGUUGCCGAACAUUUGCCGAGAUCAGUGUACGAGAUGUUCUACGAAAAUUGAAAUGGAACAUGUCUCCCUCUGUUCAAGCUCCGUAAACUAACAUUGCUUUGACUUUACCGUACCAUGACGUGUUUGUAAAUCUUCUGUAGUAACAUAAAAUUUUUGGCAUGUGUGUUUAAUAGGGACCCAGUGGUAUUUACUAUUUCGGGAUAGUGUAGAAUGAAUUUGUAGUAAUUGGGUCAUGAGGUGUUAUAUAAAACCAGUUUUCAUCCUUUGUGCAACAAUCAAUGUUCAUGUUUGAUAGCGCGUGUGUAGGCAUAUGCUAAUGAACAGUUGAGAAAGCUUCGAAAUAAAUUUGCGAUA